Messenger RNA from Arvicola amphibius (Eurasian water vole), 1952 nucleotides. It is a transcript of the gene Siral1, whose product is annotated as family with sequence similarity 118 member B. The record is from RefSeq and is a predicted model, not a curated record. The transcript is spliced from 8 exons. NCBI's taxonomy places the organism in Eukaryota, Metazoa, Chordata, Mammalia, Rodentia, Cricetidae. The coding region runs from base 188 to 1345 and encodes 385 amino acids.
GGUAGCUGCAGCUGUAGCGGUGGCGUUUGGAGCGGACGCGACAGAACUUACAGAUAUCACCUCCGACGCUUAAUAGUUCUCCUGCUGUAAUUUCUUGGAGAUAGGGUCUCUCUACAAAGCCCAAGCUGGCCGCCACCUCACGAUCCUCUUGCUUCCAUCUCUGGAAUGCUGGGGUUACAGAAACUGGAUGGCUUCUACAGGGAGCCAGGCCUCUGAUAUAGACAAGAUUUUUGGAUUCUUCAAUGAUGGCGAACCUCCCACCAAAAAGCCCAGGAAGCUGCUUCCAAGCUUGAAAACCAAGAAACCUCGAGAACUCGUGCUGGUGAUUGGCACAGGCAUUAGUGCUGCAGUUGCACCACAGGUCCCAGCCUUGAAAUCCUGGAAGGGGUUAAUUCAGGCCUUGCUGGACGCUGCUAUUGAUUUUGAUCUUCUGGAAGACGAGGAAAGCAAAAAGUUUCAAAAGUGUCUCCAUGAAGACAAGAACCUCGUCCAUGUUGCCCAUGACCUCAUUCAGAAACUCUCCCCUCGUACCAGUAAUGUUCGGUCCACAUUUUUCAAAGACUGUUUAUAUGAAGUAUUUGAUGACCUGGAGUCAAAGAUGGAAGAUUCGGGAAAACAGCUCCUUCAGUCUGUUCUCCAUCUAAUGGAAAAUGGAGCCCUAGUAUUAACUACAAAUUUUGAUAAUCUCCUAGAACUCUAUGCAGCUGACCAGGGAAAACAGCUUGAAUCCCUUGACCUUACUGAUGAGAAAAAGGUUCUGGAGUGGGCUCAGGAGAAGCGGAAGCUAAGUGUGUUACACAUCCAUGGGGUUUAUACCAAUCCUAGUGGCAUUGUCCUCCACCCAGCUGGAUAUCAGAAUGUGCUCAGGAACACUGAAGUUAUGAGAGAGAUUCAGAAACUCUAUGAAAACAAGUCAUUUCUUUUCUUGGGUUGUGGCUGGACGGUGGACGACACCACUUUCCAGGCCCUGUUCCUAGAGGCUGUCAAGCAUAAAUCUGACCUAGAACAUUUCAUGCUGGUUCGGAGAGGAGAUGUAGAUGAGUUCAAGAAGCUUCGAGAAAACAUGCUGGACAAGGGGAUUAAGGUCAUCUCCUAUGGAAAUGACUAUGCUGAUCUUCCGGAAUAUUUCAAGAGACUGACAUGUGAGAUCUCCACAAGAGGCAGAUCAGCAGGGAUGGCAAGAGAAGGCCAGCUAAAUGGUUCAUCUGCAGGACACGGUGAAGUAAGAGGUAUACUACUUCCUAUUCUUUAUCAGUCAGCAGAGAAACUUCCUAAAACUUUGAUUGUGGAAAAUCAAAAUUUGCCUUUCCUUACCUAUUUGAAAUUCUCUGAAUCUGCUUUCUGAAAACUUAGGGCUGAGUGACUUAAGCACCGGCAGUUUCAGAUUCAUAAACUUCUUUUGUGGACUUCAUUCUUUUCCUUUUGUUUCCCCAUAGGCUGUAGUACAUGAGCAAGCUGGAGAUAUCACCAUUAGACCAUGCUAUGGGGCCUUCCUGUGGAUGUGUGUGACAAAAGCAAACAUACAAGAACUCAGAACAGCUCCCAGGAAGUACCAAUACCCUAACUUGAAGCUUGGGGUAGAAUAGGGGUAGCAGUGAUGCACCUUCCCUUCACGCUGGCUGUUCUUGAUACUCUGCUGCCUGGUUCAGUUUAAUGCCCAGUGACAUCAGGACCCAAUGCAGCUCCUACCUAUCCAGGGCAGGACACGCUCGUCUACACAGCAGACCAAUAUGAUGGCUCCUGGCUAUGGCUGCAGCUCUGCAGGACUUGGGGAGCAAGAAGUCGUGGAGUCAGUGGGCUUGUGUUGCAGUUUUGUACUCUAUUUGUUUUUUUCAAUUGAGCUAUGGCUUUUUUAAAACAUGACUUGAAGCUCUAGUUUUCUAGAUCUUUUACAGUGUACAGUAUUUUACAUAACUGAGCUGUAUUAAAAGCUUGUUCAUUUACAUGCCAGA